UUGUGAGAGUUUGGAAUUUUGGCAUCGAAGAAUGAUGAAAACACAUGCUAUCUAUUGCAAUCAACUCUAUCUAUCUAUCUUUGUUUAACUGCAGCAGCAGAUUUUACUUUGUUACUUUCACUUUCUGAACAUAUUCAGAACCGAAAAUGCUUGGAUUUAGCCAUCUGAUUGAAGAGGUGCAUCCAUUCGGAAAAACAACGUGCAGACAUUUGUUUGAUCUAUGCUAACCAAACCAUUCGAUAUUGACUAUCCAUCUGCCAUAGUAAAUCUGACAUAAAUAUGAUGAAUCUAAGACAUAAUUUUGUUAUCAAUGAUAUAUUUAUUCUGGAUGUAAAUAUAAUAGUGCAAGCACCUGCCGUGUAGUACUUAUAUAAGUCUUGAUAUAUCCUCCAUUGUAUAUUAACAAAUUUUCAUUCGUGGAACUGUAAGAUUCAUAUUCAUCCAGAUGUCUACAGUCGUUUAAAAGUUUAUUGAGAAUUUCUUCGUGAAGUUAUUACUAGGAUGUAUAUAAUGCAAUCAUAUAAUGAAACUAAUUUACACUUGAGGAUUUUGGCAGCUUUCAAGUAAACCGUCUGCCGUACGAUAAUAGUUUUAAUUUCUCGUAUCAUUUUAUUAUGUUCUGUUGGAUUUGCUUCAUUGCAAAGUCAUUCUGGAAUCAAUUAGACUUAGAUUUAGAAACCAACGCUCCGAAACGAAUUUAUUAAUAAAAAAAUGGAAAUUAUAACAUUAUCACAUUUCGUCUUUGUGAUGGCUCAAGCAAAUAAAUAAAUUCGAAUCUAAAAGUUUUGCUCACAGCAGCUGCUUGUUGAUAUUAAACACCACCAAUUUAAUGAAGAUAAUGGCCUUUUAUGGUGGAAAUUAUUUCUGACUCAUCUAUAUUUACAUAAUAUUGCAAAAUUAAACCAGUCCUCCAUUGCCUUAUUCAUGUGUGAUAUUCACUUCAAGGAUGACGUUUUGUUCUGUGUGGGUAAAUGUGAAGCAUUCACUUUUUGGCGGAUCUUCAUAUAACUGCAGACGACAGGAGGCCGCGUGGUCCGAAAACUGGGAUAGCGAUGAAGAAUCUGAAGGCGAAAACCCACAUACUUGGAGGUUUUGGAGGAGAUUUUCAUUACGGAGAGGGGACAAGGGGAAAAGAGAACUUCUCCACAGAGAAGAUGAUGAAAAAUACGAAGCUAGUCACAAACUGUUUCCGGAUGAACAUUGUAAAAGAACCAACAGCUUAAAACCACCACCUAAACCACCUAGAUUAUUUCUCUUUAGAUCUUCGUCCAUUAGUACCCCACGUUCAUCAUUUGUUGGACCUCCAGAUCGGAACUCUUUCGUCAUGUCUCAAGCAUAUCAAAGCUCACGAGCACGUGACAGCAACGUGCCGACUGCACAUGUCGUUCCUGUUCAGAAGGAGAAUGGCACUAUUUCAAAACACAUCGUAAAUAAUAAUAACAUUCAAAACGAAAAACAAAAGCCGGAUGAUGAUAAACAACUGUCUAAUGAGUUCGAUACAAUAAUGUUGGGGUCACCAUAUUCAUCUUCUAAAAUUAAAAUAGUUACGCCGGACUUAAAUCCACGGCGCACAAUUGGCAGAUCACGAAAAAUGUCUGUAGAUGUGUCUUCAUCAGAUAGUCAUCGAUUGGUCAUUCAAAAUGCUUCUGAACUACUUUGUCAAACGUUGGAUCCUACUAUCUUAUUGGAUGACUUAUCAGAAAAACAUGUUGUAUCUGCAAUUGACUAUCAGGCUUUUAAAGGUCACCCUGACAGACGAUUAGUUUGUGAAAGUUUGAUGCAGUCAUUAAUGGAAGGCACAUUAAGUCAGUUCCUUAGUUUCUGUGAUGUCCUCAAAUUAAAACUGACAUAUCAUGAUAUCGCUGUGAUUCUUGACGUUAUGAAAGAAACAUAUGACGUUAUUUUUAACAUUCCUGUCACUGGCGUUUGUUCAACGGGUAUACCCGACGAAGACAAGUCUAUAACGUUCGAGAUUGGAUACUUUAAUAACCAACUUGGAAAGUUGAAACCAUUAGUGCAAUUGGAAAAGGCGCGUGACUAUAAACGUUAUUCUCGCGAUUCUAUGCUUCUUAAAAGAUCUUCUAGAAUUUCGUACAUGUCAUCGUCUAGUGAUACGACUUUAAUUGAUGAGGUGGCAGGGCUCGACUUGAGCGUGCCGAUGAUAAACAUUAGUAUUUCCGGUUACUCACUGUGUGGCUCUCGAGCUAAGGCCGUGGCAACACUAAUAGAAAAAUACGAAUGUAUUUUAGAACUUCAUGUGGGGAAAACACAAAUGCAAGGAGCUGAUAUAGGCACACUUGCAGUUGGUUUGCCAAAAUCGAAUAUAUCUGUUUUAGAUUUACGUUUAAAUUCUGUCGGCAAUGAAGGGGCCAAAUUACUUUCUUGUUUCCUACAAAAAAAUUCAAGCAUAAAACAUCUGAAUUUAUCGUCUACAGGUGUAGACUGUGACGGCUUUAAAAACAUUUGUGAAGCACUGAAACAUAGUACAUGCAUUAAUGAAUUAGACUUCAGUUUUCUCGAAGUUGCUGAUAGUGGAUGUAUUGCUAUUGGCAACAUGCUAAAACAAAACAGAUCAUUGACAAAGCUGCGUCUAAGAAGUGCAAAUAUUUCAUGGAUUGGUUGUGGAAUAUUAUUCGAAGGCGUUCAACAAAGCAAAACAUUAAUAGAACUUGAUAUGAGUCGAAAUUUUAUUGGCGAUAACGGCAUAGAAAUGAUGUGUCGCCAUUUAAAUGACAAGACAAGUUUAUUGGAAUUAAAUUUGGAAAACUGUGGAAUAACAGCUUCCGGUUGCUCAUUAUUGGCAGAUGUCAUUCAAAGUUAUAAGACCAUCAAAAAUCUGGAUUUAAGCUCCAACUUUAUUGCCGAUUCCGGUAUUUCCAAACUUGCCGCGUCAUUAGAACGCAACAAGUCCAUCAAAACAUUAGGACUGAACAUGUGUGGAAUUACGAAUGAUGGGUUUUCAAAACUGUUAGAUGUUCUGGAGUGUAAUCCUACAAUAACAUUAAUGAAACUGUGUUACAACCGACUAGGCCGUGAAUACACUAAUCCAGCUGCUGCGUCUGAUGAUCUCAGAUACCGCGUGCGAAUUGUAACAUCUUCAAAUCCAAAACUUAAACUUUUAUUAUGGGGAAACGCUUUCGACGAUGCAUAAUGAGGUUGUCGGAAAUUAUCAUUACUAGUCCGGUGAAAAUACAAACACUAUCUUAAAACGUUCAUUUUAUAAUCAUGAUAAUUAUAAGCAUAUUUAUUUAAUUUAUAUAAAUCAUUUAAAAAUUG
This is a messenger RNA of Mytilus californianus (California mussel), 3276 nucleotides long. RefSeq lists its product as uncharacterized. The coding region runs from base 947 to 3151 and encodes 734 amino acids. Gene Ontology annotation, molecular function: protein binding. The transcript is spliced from 2 exons. NCBI's taxonomy places the organism in Eukaryota, Metazoa, Mollusca, Bivalvia, Mytilida, Mytilidae. The record is from RefSeq and is a predicted model, not a curated record.